AUCUCUGCUAGCCUUUCCUCAAUUCUCGAUCCGACUGACAAAUCCUUUGGCUCCCAAAGGUCCAUAUUCACCGCAAAGCAACGGGAGUAUGUAAAUGCGUAUUUUGAUAAAAGGCUUGUAAUCAAAAACCAUGUACUUGAUGAUGAGAUUCCCAAUACAAUCAGGAUUGUUCAGAAUAUACUGAACCUAUCAGCUGACUAUGAAUGUGCCAUUGAAUACGUAAACAAAUUGAAGCAAAAGUACAGCAAGUCA
Mucor mucedo is the source of this 252-nucleotide messenger RNA. RefSeq lists its product as uncharacterized. The transcript has a single exon. Lineage: Eukaryota; Fungi; Mucoromycota; Mucoromycetes; Mucorales; Mucoraceae. The record is from RefSeq and is a predicted model, not a curated record. The annotation marks the transcript as partial.